This is a messenger RNA of Polypterus senegalus (gray bichir), 2242 nucleotides long. It is a transcript of the gene pofut4, whose product is annotated as fucosyltransferase 11 (alpha (1,3) fucosyltransferase). Gene Ontology annotation, cellular component: Golgi membrane. NCBI's taxonomy places the organism in Eukaryota, Metazoa, Chordata, Cladistia, Polypteriformes, Polypteridae. Bases 374 to 1849 code for a protein of 491 amino acids. The record is from RefSeq and is a predicted model, not a curated record. The transcript has 4 exons. Gene Ontology annotation, molecular function: alpha-(1->3)-fucosyltransferase activity.
AUUGUUUAAUAUAAAUUCCUUAACCAUCUUAAUCCAAUUCAGGGUCGCAGAGGCUGAAACUUAUUUUGGCAUCAUACUGUACUUUAGAGCCAAUAUGAAUAGUCUGUUAAUCUGAAAUGCUAAUAUUUAGUAAUGUGGGAGGAAACCACAGACAGCAUCCAAAGGAAAACCCACACAGACAUGGGAAAAAUACGCAGACUCCACACAGACAGUACCUAGGUGUGAGAUUCAAACCCAGCACACUGGAUUAGCGAGGCUGUAUGCAAAAAACACUGUUUAGCUCAAAUCAAUUUAUUGUGAGGUGUUAUUGCACAGGUGUUAUUUUUUCUACAGUUGUAUCUACCAGUGCCUUAGAUUUUAUAUAAUUCUCAGCAUGAAACAGUCAAAAAGUUUUGUGGUGUUUCCACAUCUUUCACGUUUUGGAGGCUUUCUGGUUUGGAUCUGCCUCUAUUCUUCCCAUGCACAGCUUCACCCAAAUUCCAUGGAAAUGCAAGCAUUUGAAACUGCUAGCGUACUAUCAGAAAUUGAAUUUGCUACUUUAAGUGACUAUAGAGGCCCAGGCAACAAUGACACAAGGAAGAACAAAGAGCUGCCAAUAAUCCUGUGGUGGAGUACCAGCCUCUUUCCUCAUUUUCCUGGUGACAGAGAGCGAAUUGACUGUGCAAAAUUUUCCUGUAUGGUGACUAACAACAAGAAGGUGCAACUUCAUAAAAGGACUAAAUCCAUAAUUUUUUACGGGACAGAUUUUCGCGCUUAUGAAGUUCCUUUACCUCGUUUGCCUCACCAGACGUGGGCACUUUUCCAUGAGGAGUCCCCUAUGAACAACUUUAUUUUGUCCCAUUUACCUGGAAUCAGAAUGUUUAACUAUACUGCAACUUUUAGAAGAGAGUCCAAUUACCCUCUCACACUGCAGUGGCUGCCAUCUUUGGAUUAUCUGACUAACCCAGCAGUACCUGUGCAUGAAAAAAAUCAGUGGAGACUGGAUGGCUUUGCUCCAGUCCUCUAUAUGCAGUCGCACUGUGAUGUCCCUUCAGAUCGUGACAGAUAUGUCCAAGAGCUUAUGAAGUACAUUCAGAUUGAUUCAUAUGGAAAGUGUCUUAACAACAAAGAUCUACCUAAUUCAAGACUAGAGGACACCUCAACUGCCACUAUGGAAGACAGUGAAUUCAUGAACUUCAUUACACGGUACAAGUUUCACCUGGCUAUGGAAAAUGGCAUUUGUAGCGACUAUAUGACGGAGAAGCUAUGGAGGCCACUGCAUGUAGGAAGUGUGCCCGUCUACCGUGGUUCUCCCACUGUGCGGGACUGGAUGCCAAACAACUAUUCUAUAAUUCUAAUUGAUGACUUUCCUUCACCAAAACAUCUCGCAGAAUACCUGAUUUUUUUAGACCAGAAUGAUGAUGAAUACUUGAAAUUUCUAGAGUUUAAGAGCCCAGGAGGCAUCAAAAACAGCAUUUUAGUGGAAAGCCUGGAGAAGAGAGAGUGGGGAGUAAAUGAUAUGAGCAAGCCCAACUACUUGAAUGGCUUCGAGUGCUAUGUGUGUGAUCAGGAGAAUGAAAGGAUGUUGCUCGAAAGAGCACACAAGAAGUCUCCAACAACCGUGCCAAGUCCACAGGUCCAUAUUGCCUCUCACAGUCAUAUGGGAUGCCCUCAGCCUACACCAGGAUUUGGAAAUGUGAAUGAAAUUACAGAAAAUGAUAGCUGGUUAUCAAUGUGGCCUCAAGACUACUGGCAGAGCCUAGAUCAGGCAGAGGGCCUGGAAGCCAUGAUUCUAAAAAAUGAAACAGAUCCUGGACGUCUAUGGAAUUAUAUUCAGGACAUUAUUACAAAAACUGGCAGUCACCAUUGACCCCCUUUGGGCAGUGUUUCACUUUAAACCAAAGAAUCCAGUAAAAUACAAACCAAAGAAAGGUUCCAAUGAACAUUUAAAAGAACACAAUGUAUUUUGAAUAGCACACUCUGUUUACUUGAUACCUCAGAACAUUGAAUAUGUGUGUUUGUGUCUAUUUUUGACAGCAAUUUGGUUUACAUGGCAUGUGCAGUUUACAGUUAAUACUGCUCUUCUAAAAAGCCAUCUGGUUUCUUUAUUUAUCAAAUGCAUGGGCUUUGUGCAAUGACCCAACCUUGUCUUCUUAACUUGUACUUCAAUGACUGCAAAAGGGGGUUUGUAAAAGUAAAUUUUUAUAAACAUAAUGCAACUUAAAUAAAUAUGUUUUCUACAUGUCUUACUUUUUCAUUUAUA